This is a messenger RNA of Centrocercus urophasianus (Greater sage-grouse), 912 nucleotides long. RefSeq names its product vestigial like family member 2 (gene VGLL2). The transcript has 4 exons. The coding region runs from base 1 to 912 and encodes 303 amino acids. NCBI's taxonomy places the organism in Eukaryota, Metazoa, Chordata, Aves, Galliformes, Phasianidae. The record is from RefSeq and is a predicted model, not a curated record. Gene Ontology annotation, cellular component: nucleus. Gene Ontology annotation, biological process: regulation of transcription by RNA polymerase II.
AUGAGCUGUCUGGAUGUUAUGUACCAAGUGUAUGGUCCUCCCCAGCCGUACUUCGCCGCAGCCUACAGCCCCUACCCGCAGAAACUCGCCUUGUACUCCAAAAUGCAAGAAGCCCCGGAGAGCGGCAGCAGCGCCGGCGCGAGCAGCUCCUUCUCCAGCCACGCCGCAGCCAGCAUCAAGGAGGAGGAGUGCAGCCCCGAGAAGGAGAGGCCCCCCGAGGCUGAGUACAUCAGCUCCCGGUGCGUCCUCUUCACCUACUUCCAAGGGGACAUCAGCGCCGUGGUGGACGAGCACUUCAGCCGGGCGCUCAGCCAGCCCAGCAGCUUCUCUCUCGGCAGCGCCAAGGCGACUCGGAACGCCGGCUCCUGGCGGGAUGGCUCCUUCCCGAUGAGCCAGCGCAGCUUCCCCCCAUCCUUCUGGAACAGCACCUACCAGCCCUCCUCAGUCCCUGUCACCCUUAGCAGCCCCCUGGCUGCCCACAGCGAGCUGCCCUUCACCACCGCGGACCCCUAUGCCCCAGCCUCCCUGCACGGCCACCUGCACCAGGGUGGCCCUGAGGCCUGGCAUCACGCCCACCACCACCACCACCACCAUCCCUACCUCGGGACGCAGAGCACAGCCUACCCCCGCCCUGCAGCCAUGCACGAGGUCUACGGCCCUCAUUUUGACCCUCGCUAUGGCUCCCUGCUGGUGCCCACCGCCUCCGUCCGCCCCCACCGCCUCACUCCCGCCGCCGUGCCCACACCGGUCAGCCCACCCUGUGAGCUGGGCAAGGGCGAGGCGGGCCCUGCUGCUGCCUGGACGACACCGGGACCCUUCCCCAAUGCGGCAGGAGACGUGGCACAGAGCCUCGGCCUCAACGUGGACGCAGCUCGGCGUUACUCCUUCUGUGGUGGAUCCCUUCUGAGCUGA